AUGGCGGACCGGCGGCGAAGGAGGAGGCGCGUGUCCCAGGACAGCGAGGACGACGACGAGUCCGGUUCGGGCUCGGACAGCGGGAGGUCGGGUUCCCCGGCGACCAAGAACCGGGGGAGAGAACCGGCCCCAGUGGAGGCUGUAACGGGCCGCGUGGAGCCGAAGAAGGACGUGGAGUCCGAGUGUGAAAGUGAAGAUGGAGUCGGAGAAGCUGUCCUCUCAGACUACGACAGCGCAGAUCCAGAAGAAAACGGCUCCCACUCAGAGGGAGUGGAGGAGGAAGAGGAGGAGGCGGCGGCGGCGGUGGCGGUGGCGGUGCUAAGUGAGGAAGAAGCUCCAGCAGCAGCCAAAGAGCCUGUUCCCUCUGCUACCGAGGUCCAAACGCAGGGGGAGGAAGAGGAGCGGGAGGAGGAAGAAGAGGGGCGGGAGGAGGAGGAAGAGGAGGAGGAGGAUGCAGAUGCAGAGGAGAAGGAAGGAGGAGAAGGAGGAGGAGGAGUGAGUAAAGAGGAGAGCAAAGUGGAGGAGAAAGGAGACCUAGCUGGAGAGAGACAGAGCGGUGAUGGACAGGAGUCGACGGACGAUCCUGAGACGAAGGCGGGAGGAAAACCCGGCCAGAAGCUGGACGACGACGAGGACCGAAAGAACCCGGCUUACAUCCCCAGAAAGGGUUUGUUCUUCGAGCACGACGUCAGAGGACACGCUCAGGAGGAGGAGAGGCCUAAAGGCAGGAACAGGAAGCUGUGGAAGGACGAGGGUCGCUGGGAGCACGACAGGUUCAGGGAGGAGGAGCAGGCGCCGAAGAGCCGCGAGGAGCUCAUCGCCAUCUACGGUUACGACAUCCGCAACGGCGGCGGCAGCGGCUCCGGAGAUCGACCGUACAGACAGCGGCGGCCUCGACAGAGCCUGUCGCCCAGCAGAGACAAACGCUGGCGAGAGGGAGGAGGAGAGCGAGCGGUUCGUUCCUGGCAGAACAGCGGAGGUCCGAACCGAGGAGGAGCUCCACCUUCAUCCAUCCACCCUUCCUCCUCCUCCUCCCCCUCCUCUGUCCCUCUCUCCUCCGCUCAACGUAGCAGCAACUACUCCAGACCGCCUCCCUCCCGCAGCAGACCCAAUCAAACGCACCUCCCGCCUCAGCCCCAGUACAGGAAUAAUGAAUCAAACGCACCCCAGAUGCAUCAAAGAGACAGACAGGGCUCGAAAGCUCAGUCGGAAGCCUUUGGGAGACAGAGGAGUCAGCAGGGGGGGGCGAGGCAGACGGGGAGGGGAGGUUCCUCCGUGGUCAUCGAGGACAUUACAGUCAGUCAAGGCGGCGUCGGGGAAGAGGAGCGCGGCUUAACGGCCGGGACGCCAUCCUCAUCGUCGCAUUCGAGCGGUUAUCAGUCUGCGUUGCCGAGGCGACAGCAGCAGGAUCAACGAGGCAGCGCCGACAGAGCCGCCUCCACCUCUGACCCCGCCCUGCAGUCGUCAGCGGCCGCAACGACCAAUCGGGAAGUUUCUCCUCCCGCCGAGCGGCCGGUGGAGCGUAAAUCGUACUCGCUGGCUCGCAGGACUCGCUCUCGGCCCGCGGACCUGGGCAGCAAGCAGCCGUCCGUGGAGGAGUCUGCAGCCGGAGGGAACGCCGCCUCCUCCCCCGGCAGCACGGGGGGGGAAGAGCUGGUCGGGAGGAGGGCAACGGGCCGAGCCAGGCGGGAGGAGGUGGUGGUGGAGGAGGAGGUGGUGGAGGAGGUGGUGGUGGAGGAGGAGGGAGCGGGGGGGCUGGGCGGAGAUUCGACCAGGACGUUGCUCGGCUUCAGUCUGGCCGGGCAGAGCUGGAGUCAGAGUCCGACCUCGUACAUCCGCUCUGAGAUGAGAGGCCUCCCCAACCCCAUGCACAUCCCCGGCGGCCCGCCUCCGUUCUCCAGCAUGGAGGAGAUGGGCGUCGGAUCCAACCGGGCCAAACGCUACUCGUCCCAACGCCAGAGAGCCGUCCCUGAGCCGGCGCCGCCCAUGCACCUGGGAGUGAUGGAGGGACACUACUACGAGCCCAUGUCGUACCAGGGACCAAUCUACGGCCACGGGGACGGCCCCGCCCCCAUCCCGCCGCAGGGCAUGCUGGUCCAGCCAGAGAUGCACCUCCCGCAUCCCGGCCUCCAUCCCCACCAAUCAGGCGGCCCCAUCGCCAACCCCGCCAUCUAUGGAGGCCCGCCGGUGUCUCUGUCGCCAGGGCAACCACAGCAGCUGCUGCCUCCACCUUUCUACCCUCCGCCGGGCGUCAUGACGUUCCCUUACCCCACCAUGUACCCAACGCCUCAGGCUCAGGCCCAGGUGACGUACGGAGGUGUUACCUACUAUGACACCAUGCAGCAGCAGGCUCAGCCCAAACCAUCACCCCCCCGCCGCACAUCCCAGCCUGUCACCGUUAAGCCCCCCCCUCCGGAGGUUCCCUUCGCCUCAGAGUGACCCCCCCCCCCCUCUCUGCCACCCAGUCUCAGCCUCACUCUGAACCCAAAAUUACAGGAUCGGGGGUGGGAGGGUCGGUGAGGAGCUGCGGCCCCCCAACAGCCACGUUAAACGAGGGAGUAAAGGACGAGUGGACGGAGGGAAAGAUGGACAGAUUAGCGGCCUGGAGGAGGCAGGUCGGCCAUCGCUGCUGGAACCACUCUUCUUUUUCUUUUUUCUUUUCUCUCGACCCUGUAGCAGUUUUUUUGGAGCGUCAGCUGUUUCACACUGACCCUCCUCUUCCUCCUCCUCUUCCUCCUCCCUUCGCCUGCCUGCCUGCUCGGACUGACGAGUUCAAACCCUUUAGAGCCACUUUGAAGCAUUUAACGUCACGAGAGUCGGAUGUUUCCUACUGAGCUGAAAACAAAGUCUGAGUAAAGUUGUUUCUGUUUGUUUUUCAUGAAGUUUGACUCGUUUCAGUCAACAGAUUCUCUCUCUCUCUGUCUCUGUGUCUCUCUCUCUCUUUCUCUGUGUCUCUCUCUCUGUCUCUCUCUC
Scomber scombrus (Atlantic mackerel) is the source of this 2973-nucleotide messenger RNA. It is a transcript of the gene casc3, whose product is annotated as casc3 exon junction complex subunit. Gene Ontology annotation, molecular function: mRNA binding. NCBI's taxonomy places the organism in Eukaryota, Metazoa, Chordata, Actinopteri, Scombriformes, Scombridae. Gene Ontology annotation, cellular component: exon-exon junction complex. The record is from RefSeq and is a predicted model, not a curated record. Gene Ontology annotation, biological process: mRNA processing.